AUGUCUGAAAACCGACCAUCACCGAGUCCUUCUUUCCGCACGGCUAUUAAGGACGAAGAGGAUGAAAGAGAAAGAGAGAGAUAUAAGUUGAGGCAACUCCAGACGGAGUCACACGCAGCAACUACAUCGCUGAGCCGAUCUGCCUCGCAAGGAGCAGGCUCUAAGAGGUCCUUCGAAUGGCUGGAGACAUCCUCAUCCAAGUCUAGGGCAGAGCCGGCCCAUGCUCGCUCGAUUGGAGUUCACUCUAUCUUGAAUCCCACCGAGGGCGGUGACUUGGAAUCCACGUCUCGGCCAUCCUCUCCAAAACAGCGGUCUUCAUCGUCCCCUUUGGCUGCUAUCCAAAUGACUAGUGCCCAAUAUCCCAAGCACAACGGACCUUCAGUUUCACCACACAACCAACCCCGGCGAAUCAUCACACCCGUUUCACCUUCUGUACGCCACGCAGCUGUUAAUAAUGGAAAAUUCGUCCCCGCUUCAGGCAAAGUGAGCGUUACAGAAUCACCGUUUGUGCUGGCGCCACCAACGAGAACCUACAGCACCCAGGCGAAUGCCCCAACGUCGACGGAGGCAAGAGUUUCGCCCAAAAUAACUCUUCCUAGCCUGAAUGCCCCCAUAUAUUCUUCACGGCAUUCAACUCCAGCCUUGCACCACAGCCGUCACCCUAGUGGAGGACUGGCGACGAACCCGAGCUCUCAAGCCUCCAGCCCCAGCACGCCUCACUCAACAUUCAGCACAUUCGCGCAGUCUUCUCCAUCAAUAGCGCCUGGGUUACUGCAACCGCCUGUGCAGUCACCGAUUGACUCGCAGCCAUCGUUCGGUGGCAUGGAGCCUUUGAGUCGUACGCCGAGCCGGAUGAGCAGCUCAAGGUACGGGGAGGAGCACGCUCAAGCACCUCUACCAGGACCCCCUGAGAUGCUUGGUCAGAGCGGACCUUUGAUUCCGCUGAUGAUCGACCUGAAGUCAGGAUCGAGGAGCCAGGCUGAAAAACGCAAGGCCAAUAGUGACGCGUCCCGAAGAUUUCGCAACCGCAAGAAGAAUGAAGCGGUUCUUGAACAGAGAAUCACGCAGUUGAUGGAGCAACUGCAGUCGGUCACAGAUGAAAGGGACUAUUACCGGUCUGAGAGAGAUCAUUUCAGAGACACCCUCAUCCGUCACGUCGGCGCCGGACAGAUGCCUUCUCGACCGGCAUCUCCACGGCACCACAGGGCCAGUGUGGGAAACAGCGACAACAUCAAGGUGGAGGGCACAUCCAAGAGUGCCGGAGCCAGCCCGUCCAUGGCUUCUUUGCAGCCUCGGCCUCCUUCGCUUCCGGGGUCAAUGCCUCGUUCUGGUAACGAGGCUCCCGGUUAUACACCACCUCCAAUCAGCCAGCACCGUUCCUCGUACCCUGGUUCAUGGCCACCACCUGGCACCGCAGGUGGUGAAGGAUCCCAAGGCCCAUACCGACCUGACGCUGGCUAUGCUAGCAACUGGAAUCGCUCUUAA
Talaromyces rugulosus is the source of this 1485-nucleotide messenger RNA. RefSeq lists its product as uncharacterized. Lineage: Eukaryota; Fungi; Ascomycota; Eurotiomycetes; Eurotiales; Trichocomaceae. The coding region runs from base 1 to 1485 and encodes 494 amino acids. The record is from RefSeq and is a predicted model, not a curated record. Gene Ontology annotation, biological process: regulation of DNA-templated transcription. Gene Ontology annotation, molecular function: DNA-binding transcription factor activity. The transcript has a single exon.